Messenger RNA from Oldenlandia corymbosa var. corymbosa, 504 nucleotides. The record is from the annotation of a GenBank genome assembly. Lineage: Eukaryota; Viridiplantae; Streptophyta; Magnoliopsida; Gentianales; Rubiaceae.
AUGGCUGAGAUUUUGGAAACUUCCGGUGAUGCUGAUACCAUCACCGUGGUGGCUGACGACGACGAAAAGAAAGUUCUGGACUUUGAUGACGAUGUAGUUGAAGGGGUUCCGGAACUAGGGUCUGGUGCAAUUGUGAGGAUGCAUUCAAGUUACUUUGGUAGAAUCUGCUUCUUGCCUUUUGGCAUGGAUGACAGGGUUGUCAUAUCCGUGACAGAGGAUGGUGUUGCUAAAUUCUCUUUAGCAGUUGUUGAUGUUGUAGUUCGUGAGUUUAUAACCGAAGAUCGGGCGGAGCAUGACACCAUCAUCGAAAUGGAAGUGCCAGUGUCCUUGAAAUUUAACCUUAAUUAUUUGAAGUCUUUUGCCAAAGCAAUCUCUUCCUCUGGCAAAGCAAGCUCUGUUACUCUCAGACUUUAUCCCGAGUUUCUUCUUCAAGUGGAGCACAAGAUUGUUGGGAUAGGUAACAUGCGGUUCUAUUUGGGAGCAAUACUAGAAGAAGAAUCUUGA